ACAGCACCUGCUGCCAUUCUGGCAUUACGUCAAUGGUGGACGUCUCAUUCGCUGGUUUGGGAGGAGUUGCUGUGACCGCCAUUGUUACAACUCCGUCGUCGUAUUACACGGAGCCGUGAAUCCGCGCUUUCCCCGUGGCCGCGCAUCUCGUUGCGAUUACCGAGGAGUCGUCAUCUCCGUGUCCGAUAUUUAGCGCGCGUACAGUCAAUCAGACGACGAGCCGUCAGCCAAACGCGUUCUCACGGCGUAGCAUGUCCACGAUGAAUCCCGAAUACGAUUACCUGUUCAAGUUACUUCUAAUCGGAGACUCUGGUGUCGGCAAGUCGUGUUUGCUGUUGCGUUUCGCCGAUGACACGUACACAGAGAGCUACAUCAGCACCAUUGGCGUAGACUUUAAGAUUCGUACCAUUGACCUGGACGGGAAGACGAUAAAGCUGCAGAUCUGGGAUACCGCGGGUCAAGAACGGUUCAGGACAAUCACGAGUUCGUAUUACCGCGGUGCCCACGGUAUCAUCGUUGUUUACGACUGCACGGACCAGGAGACUUUUAACAAUGUAAAACAGUGGUUGGAGGAGAUCGACCGUUAUGCAUGUGAUAACGUCAACAAGCUGCUAGUCGGCAACAAAUGUGAUCUGCAUACGAAAAAAGUGGUUGACUAUACAAUAGCUAAGGAAUAUGCAGAUCAACUCGGUAUACCAUUCUUGGAAACCUCAGCGAAGAACGCGAUGAAUGUAGAGCAAGCCUUUAUGACAAUGGCCGCGGAAAUCAAACUCAGAGUGGGCCCACCGUCGAGCGGAGCGAGCGAUCCGGCCAACAAGGUGAAAAUAGAGCAUGGACGUCCAAUCGAAUCGUCGAAGUCCGGAUGCUGCUGAGAACUGUAAUUUUGCGUCCCUUUAACCAAAAAACAUCUAACGGUUGCGGUCCGAGUACUGCGGAAAAUAAACUUAUUACCGGAGAACAUAAGAGCGCGUACAUGGAAGUUUCAGUUUAUACCAACAGAGGAAGAAAGCAAAAAAGAGAAAACCCUAAUAUGCAACAAAUACACACAAACACACAUACAUACACAUACACUCUCUCUCAUGGACCAUUGUCAACUCCUGUCGCGUGGAGUUGCACAAAAGUCUCUUGGUCGCCUGACCUUUUCUCUUUCCUCCUCUACUUCUUUUUUUUGUUGUAGUUAAUCUUACUGAGGGAGAAAGGACGCGACGAUUGCUCGACACUAUUUGUUAUAGCAUAAAAACUUCGAUCUUAGAUAAAUUCGUCGAAUUAGCAUCGAUCUUAAACGUCUGUCGAGUGUGCGUGCGUGCGUGCGUGUGUGCGCGCGCGCGCGUAUGCGUGCAUGCGUGCGAGCGAAUAUGCGCACGCACGUAAGCACGCAGUAAUGAGCGACCCGAGAAUUUUGAAAAAAAAGAUUAAGUCGAAUAAUGUCGUGUAUGGUGGUUAUAAAGAGUAAGCACUUUAAUUUCUUUUUCUGUCUGUUUCUUCUCUUAGCCUAAUUGUAAUGUGUACAAUUGAAGUAUGUAUGCGUUUUGUGGUCGUGCAACGACACGCCUACCCUUUCCUUCCCCUCGAUCCGCUGCGUUUUUAUUCCUCCUAAUAACUAUACUAUCCCGGAACAUUCUUUCCCACAUAUCUCUUUUGUUCCGUUCGCACAGUUUUCCGAGAUGCGCGCGCGCGCGUGCGAAAACUCUUCUCAAUCGAAUCUGCCCCCUUUUCUUUUCUUUUCUAGCGAGAUUCGUGGGCGAUAAUCGCCGUGCCCCACACCCUCACAAACAUCUUUCUCACCGCUCAUUAGUGUAAUUUAAUAACAUAUUAAUAAAUAUUUCAACAUUAACUCUCUUCUCUCGGAACGCAUACAUAGCGCACCUCUAUGGUAUAUACAUACGUAUAUAUGUGAAUAUAUAUAUAUAUGUGUGUGUGCAAAUUAUUGCAUGUGAUGACACGUGCGCCGAGAGGCAAGCCAGGAGAACUGUAGCGUAAAUCUUUCGUUUGCAUUUUCUGUUAUUGGUAGUGUCGUUUGAUCUUUUUUGUAAUUCAGAUACGAGCCGAUCAGAGAAUUUUACCGCGUUUCGACUCUUAUGCGUUUCGAAUAGAAAGAACAUGAAAGAAAGGGAGAAAAAAGAUGAGGAUAUUUUAUACGAGCUAAGAUAUAUAGUUACAUUUAAUCUCCAUAAAUCGUAUCUUUGUAUCGUGAGAAUGCUACUAUGACGGGUAUACGAUAACGGCACUCGAAAUAAAAAAAGUUUACAGAUAUAGUAACUGUAAUUAUAUAAAAUACAAAGGAAUAAACAGCCAUCUAUAAACAGAA
Molecule: messenger RNA, 2308 nt
Organism: Harpegnathos saltator (Jerdon's jumping ant)
Lineage: Eukaryota; Metazoa; Arthropoda; Insecta; Hymenoptera; Formicidae
Gene: Rab1
Product: RAS oncogene family member Rab1
Exons: 4
Coding region: 252-872 (206 amino acids)
Molecular function (GO): GTPase activity; GTP binding
Source: RefSeq, a predicted model, not a curated record